AUGACGCAAAUCAGCUCCCCACAAGAAUCUCCUGCGUUGCCACCCAAGUUCCUUUUCAACAUCGAUGAUGGCCUUGGCGAUUGGAGUGUACCGGUUCAACAAUGGCUCGAUACGCACAAAGUGAAGCUUGAGGAGCGCCAGAUCGAGUUAGACAGGUUGGCGACGGGCUGCAUCGUGUUUAGCCCUGAAGGCAAGGUCCUCCUCAUACAGCGCGCCAGCCAUGAUUCCAUGCCAAACAGAUGGGAGAUACCUGGCGGCGCUGCUGAUGACGGCGAUGCCACUAUUCUGCACGGCGCUGCACGGGAACUAUGGGAGGAAACGAGGCUUGUCGCAAGACGUUUUGUCAGGCCCGUUACAGAGGGGCUAGGGGGAAGGGAUCUGCAAGUAUUCCCAAAUAGUACGGAAACACUAUGGCUUUGUAGGUUUUCAUUCGAAGUCGAGGUCGAAAGUGUGAGUCGAGUUACGUUGGAUGCGGCUGAGCACCGGGAUUUUGUUUGGGCUUCGGAAGAUGAAGUCAGGGCGCAGAAAAUCGGUGACCGGGACAUUCCUAUUACACACGACUCUAUGAAGUCUGUCAUUUUGGAGUCUUUUCGGCUGAGGAAUGAGAACCAGCCUAGCGAAUACUGA
Messenger RNA from Trichoderma aggressivum f. europaeum, 627 nucleotides. RefSeq lists its product as uncharacterized. The transcript has a single exon. The record is from RefSeq and is a predicted model, not a curated record. The coding region runs from base 1 to 627 and encodes 208 amino acids. NCBI's taxonomy places the organism in Eukaryota, Fungi, Ascomycota, Sordariomycetes, Hypocreales, Hypocreaceae.